AUGGCACGGCCAAGUAUUUUUUGGGCAAUAGCAUUUAAUGACACAAAGUUCGACGAGUGGCUAGCUGAAGCAAUUGCACCAGCAAUACCAGCGUGUAGGAAAGACUUUGAAAAAGGUACCACAGCAUUGGUGUACAAAUCCAACAAACGCAAAGAACUUGAAGAAGCGGGAUACAGAAUAUGGGGAAACAUGGGAGAUCAGUGGAGUGAUUUACUUGGUACCAACGUUGGUAAUCGGACUUUCAAGGUGCCGAAUCCGAUGUUCUACAUUGGUUGA
Ilex paraguariensis (yerba mate) is the source of this 276-nucleotide messenger RNA. The record is from the annotation of a GenBank genome assembly. Lineage: Eukaryota; Viridiplantae; Streptophyta; Magnoliopsida; Aquifoliales; Aquifoliaceae.